CGCUGCUUCACGCUCCGUCAGUCUGUCGGCAACCUGCGUACCAGUCGUGUCGCAGCGCUCACGUAACAAAAUUCUUAUUAUUAUUACUAUCACUCUUUACUUGCCUUGAAACUUGAUCGGUGGUGUGUUCAGUCUCGUUUUCGACUUCGUUGCGCGUAUUUGAUUUUCGACACCGUCCCAUCCCUUAAUUACGUUCUCACGUCCAGGAGCUAUCGCGCUCGCGUUGAAGAAAUCGCUGUUGCCGCCGCCGUCGCCGCCGUCGCCGCCGCAUACGUCCGCGCUCGCGCAUGAAACUCGCCACGAUUUGCGAUCGUAUGUACGCGCGCAUCACACAAGGCGCACCGAUAAAGUGAUCGAGAGACAGAAAGCUGUCACGAGGGAGAGAGGGAGAGAAGAGCACAAAUACGUCAAGUACGAACCGAUCGCCUGUGAGCCUUACCCGAUCGCCGCUCCUGGUACUUACGAGCGUCGCUGGCACUUUGGAGCGUUGCUGCGAGCCAGCCAUCCGGUGCGUGGCAAGUCGCACCAGCAGCGACAACGCGUCUCGCGCAACCUCGUCUUCGUUGUCAUCGUCGCCGUCGCCGUCGUCCUCUUCGUCGUCGUAGCGUGUAGCCGCGCGACGCAGCAGCUCUGGAGUUCAUCAGCCGGAACAUCGUCGUCAUCGAACGCACACUCCUUCUAUCCGGUGCAUGGGUCACUGUUCGACGAUAGAUGAACCAUCCUGUUUACAGGAACAACAUCGCCGUCGUCGUCGUCGUCGUCGCCGUUGCCGAUCGCGUUCACCGGGUGCUGCUGCCCUGCUCUCCACCUCCACGGCGGGCUGCUGGUGUAUCGAUUGCUCUAAAAUAGACGCGUGGGAACAACACCUGCAGGCCAGGCGUACACGUACACACAUGCCGUUCGCAAGCGCAUAAACGCGCAACAGACCACACACGCUUGUGUGUGUUUUACGCUUCGUACACACACUCAUACAGACGGCAUAUUCAUUCUCUCUCUCUCUCUCCCUCUCUUUCUCCUCUAUUUCUCGUUGUUACGCUGCUACGACUCUCUCUCUCUCUCUCUCUCUCGCAGCAGCAACGUGUGACAGGUGCAACGACGACGACAUCGUCGUAGGGUGGUCGGUGGUGGCGCUGGCGAAGAGUCGCAGCAGGAAGCAGAAGAAGAAGAAGUGAAUCGACUCGUGGUCGCGAAAGGACGCGAAGAAGAGAAAGAAGUAGAAAAAGUCAAGAAAGGACAGACGGAAGAGCAAAAAGAAGAAGAAAGAGAGAAGCCGGUCAAAGAAGAAAGAAAAGGAUCAGAUCGGGGAAGGAGGGAAGGCGUGGAGAGAAAAGAGAAGGGGGAGGAAGAAGAGGAGGAAAAGGAGGAGGAAGAGGAGGAGGAGGAGGAGGCCGCGGCCCCCGUGUUUCUUGCGAAGGGAAGGUUAUUUUCCAGUGAUACGUCCUGGAGGCGCCCGUCGUCUUCGCCGGUACAACCAUAACGCCGCCCGCUUUAAAAAGACCGAGACGGGACACGGUGGAUUCAUCGCCGCCACCCGCUCGUACCGCAGCCCCCGGCAACCCCGGACCGUCCGGCAAACUCGCCUGCAUCAUGGACGCGCCGCUAUCGCAGAGUAUGGACUCCGUUAACACGGUGGCCACCGGCGAAGACGAGGUGCGCACCUUGUUCGUGAGCGGCUUGCCGAUGGACACCAAGCCGAGGGAGCUCUAUCUGCUUUUCAGAGCGUACGAGGGGUAUGAGGGGUCGCUGUUAAAAGUCACGAGUAAAAAUGGGAAAACAGCGUCGCCGGUGGGAUUCGUGACUUUUCACACGAGGGCAGGCGCAGAGGCGGCGAAGCAGGAUCUGCAGCAGGGGGUUAGAUUCGAUCCUGAUAUGCCACAAACCAUACGUUUGGAAUUUGCAAAAAGUAACACAAAGGUUAGCAAACCCAAGCAACCAGCCGCUGCAGCAGCCACCUCGCACCCCGCUCUGAUGCACCCUUUAACGGGACACCUAGGGAGUCCGUUCUUCCCCGGUGGUCCUGAAUUGUGGCAUCAUCCAUUGGCGUACUCUACAGCCGGCGAAUUACCGGGCACGCUGCAACAUGCGACGCUGGUGCAUCCGGCGUUACAUCCUCAGGUCCCCGCGCCUAUGUCCCUGCCGCAUCCUACGACGUUGACGUCGAUACACGCGUCGCUGCCUCAUUUUCUACCGUCGCCAGCACUGGCGUCACCAGUCGGAUCACCCUCGUCACAACCGAACAUAGCCGUCAGCAAUGCGCAGUGCUCCACCCUCUUCGUGGCGAACCUGGGCCAGUUCGUGUCCGAGCAUGAGCUAAAGGACAUCUUCAGCAGUUUUCCUGGUUUCUCCCGGCUUCGUAUGCACACGAAGGGAGGGUCGCCAGUGGCCUUUAUCGAAUACCAAGACGUUCGCUACGCGGCCCAGGCGAUGGCCACUCUCCAAGGAUCCUUUCUCCUCUCCUCCGACCGGGGAGCGAUACGAAUCGAAUAUGCAAAGUCAAAAAUGGCCGAGGUGGGCUUUACAAAUCUCUGGAUCGAAGGAUCAAAGAGACAAGAAAACGGCCAACCUUAAGAUCGACAUCAAUGGCAUGUAAAAAGGCCCAAGAAGACGACAGGACGCGUUCUCGUAAAACAAGAAAAUCAUCGGAAAACAAGAUAGGAGAACUACACAAGAAGUCACACACUGUCGAGCAAUUGAGGAUUCGGCGAGAGAUCGCGAGGAGUGAAGCGUAGGACGCAGUAAACAUACAUACACACGUACACACAUACAUAUAACAAAUGAGGAAAAAAAGGAAGAGGAAAAAGGCAAAAAUUGUGAGCGGGGGCGGAAGGGCAAGAUUUCGCUCUUCCGUCCGGAAAGGACACAGCGAACACAACGGUAGGCAAAUUCUUGUAAAUUCUUCGACAUUGCACGGAGGCGUGUUGGUUCGUGCGACUCUAGCGGGGGGCCCAAUAUAAUCACAUAAUAAUUCCUAGGUAUAUAUAUUUUUUAACGAACUUAACUUAUCUAUUCGCGUACCUACCUUUACCUACUAUUUAUUUUCACCGUGUCUUUGAUCGCGAUCGACGAUGACGAAGCGAGAGAUAGGGACAAAGAUGAUAUAGGUGGAGCAUCGAAGAGGAAGCAGCAGAAGUAAUGAAGCGAGCGAGGAAGCGAGAAUUUUAUUUCUUGUGUGUGUAUACAUAUGUAAAGAAGAAUGGCACUCUUCGCAGUCACUCACGCGUACGUUACAUCGCGAUUUUAUUUAAUACAUACAUAUAAACGUACACACACAAACAAAUACAUUCACACGCAACAGUCGUGAAAAUUUUUUUAGACAUACUAUGCCACCCUGGGAUGCAUUUGCGACAUACCAAGAAAAUUGCAUUCAAUGAUAAUCUAUUAGGUGUUUCGGAAAAGGAACUUCUUACAAAUUUGUUAAAUAAGUCAUUACAUCGAGCUCGAGCUUUUCAAAUUGUUCAUAUCGUUGGAAAAGUAAUAAUCGCAAGAAAAUCGAGUCUCGAAAAGAUUAAGCUCAUUAACGUGUGAUUAAAACUGUACUGGUAGACACGAUGUAAAUCCUGGUGGCGGCUCUAACGCGAAAUUGCGUACUCCACACACUGAAACGGAACAGACGAGGCGAAGAUGAGUACAUCAAGCUUAAUACCAAAGGUGCCCUAAGAAGCGUGUAUUUUAUGUUUUAUCAUCGGCGCAUCGCGCGUAGCACGAGCGCGCGUAUACAUUUAACUAUUAUAUCUUGUUAAGAAGAGUCUAGUGUCCUAGGUGAAAGUAAAGAGAAUAAGAGAGAAUAUGUGUGUAUGUGUGUGGACGUGUGUGCGUGAGAAUGUACGUGUGUGUGUGUGUGUGUGUGUGUGUGUGUGUGUGUGUGUGUGUGUGUGUGUGUGUUUUGUGUGAAUGCGAGAAAAAAGAAGGAAGAAGGAAGUCCGAGCUGAAGUGUUAGCGAGAAUGGAAUUGCGAAUGCGAGAGAGCAUGCAUGGCGACAGGAAGAGAAAAGAGCAAUCAGAUCGAGAGAAUGGCAAGUGAGAUAUGAAAGAAUGUACGUAAUAAUCUUAUACAUAUAUAUACAUAACGAACGCGAACAUAUCAUAGGGUUAAGCCUGUAGAUGAAAAUUAAAGUCCAGCGAGAGGAGAAUUUGAACGACCGUCCGCUUCUCUGUAAAGCAAAAAAAAAUUGCGAGAAAAAGAGAGAGGGAGAGAGAAAGAGAGUGAGAGCGGACGGAAGAAAAGAGGGUGGUAGUGAAAGUGAUGUGCCCCGCGUGUUAGAAACGGCGGCCAACUCGGCACGUAAUUUGCCCAAGUGCCUUUCUGUUGGUCGAGUCACAAGCUGUAAUCGGUAGCGCGUUACACACAUAGAUCUUGUCCCGAUUUUUCGAACUCCUAAAGAGAGAACUCCCGACGCUUCUCUAAACGUACAACCGUACCCAAAUUACGUCCCAUUCGCCUCUCUUUCGCCCUAUCGCACUUCCCUUUCCCUUCCACCUUCUCCUCUUACUUUCUCAGUGGCGGAAAGCUGCAAUGAGGGCGCAUUCAAGAUCUCGUAAUGAUUGACGAGGAUCAAAGGCGAGCUUUCGGCGAGACUUGGAGCGAAUUUUCCGAAAUGACUCAACAAAUUCAUGAAGAUAGCUAUCUUGAUAAUUUCUAUUUAUCAUGAUUGAAGUUUUUCUUAGAUAAUGCGAAAUACUUCAUUAAUCUUGCAUCUCACAUGAAAGAAUUACAUAAUGAUUAUGUUUAUAUUAAUUAUAACGUGAGAUUAUAAAUAGAGCUUAACAAACAGCUGUAACGAAGAUUAUUAGUAGAGCAACUUUCAAUAAUCUUACGCAGCUUCCGCCGAUGAAUCCUCGAGUUUCACGACCAACCUUCGUAUAUCCCCCGUUAUAUCACUGGGCAUUUAUUACAUGCAUCCGCAAUUAACGAAAGUGGAAGUUACUUAAGAAACAAAAGAAAGCCGCCGAUUAAACAGUGGAUUAUGUUGAUAAUGGCGAUCAUCCAGCGGCGCGCUCGGGCGAACCGAUCGAUCAUCCAUCACUGAUCGCCCGUCAUCGUCGUCAUCGAUUGUUAAGUCACGAUCGCGCCAGUAUGUUCUUUAUUUUUCUACGGAAAGGGACUGGAGAGCACUACAUUAGAAAUAUCCGCGAUAUUAAGACUUGACGAAUACACGAUAGAUCCGAAUACAAUGGAAUGAAGCAGAAGGAUAUUAUUGUCAGAUACAAUGUACGAAUUUCCAUUUUAACUCUUUGCACUCUCACUCUCGAGUCCUACUUUACAUAGCAAUAUAGAUUAUUGAAUGGAGAAGGAUCAAAAAUUAAUAUUUUGUAAUGUUACAAAUUUUGAAUUUAACGCUACAAUUAACUGACGAACCACUGCGAUAAAAUGUAAUUUACGAAAAUUUAGGAAGUAUAAUCUAAGUUGUAAUCGAAUCGAGAGGCCUUAUAAUUCGAGGAGUAUUGAAACGGACUGAGAUUUAAAUCCUCCAUACGAGAGUAUCCAUCUCAGAUAUUAAAAACCAAAUAAUUGCAUUAACAUCCGUAAUUAAAUAAUAAAGAAAGAACUUACAUCCAGCGUAUCAUUGCGGAUAGAGUAACUUUUAUACGCUUGGACUCGGACUUACAUAUAUUUGGCCUUCCUUUAACAAAAAAAAGUAUUAUAACGCUCUCAUGCGUAUCUUUUGCAAUUAAGAAAAAUAAUGUAUAAGUUAUUAUAUAUCUGAGCGCAAAGAGUUAAUGGAACAUGUCAGUAUCAAGGAUAAAAAAGUCUAUAUGAAUUGGAAAUCCGUCGGGGAUAGUUCACGAAUAUAUCAUAAGUACCAGCAAAUAAGAUAGCAAAAAGAGACAAGAAAAGAAAUAUAGCGAGGAGAAUAAUAAGAAGUAUAACAAGCAAGUGUUGGAUAACGCGGCCGUGAUCGCUCGAGUAUUGAGUCGCGAUUGCGAGGAUGAUCGUCGAUCUUGGACAGAUGCAAGGAUGCGGCGCGGCAAACGCAUUAUUCGGUGUAUUCAAUAGCUCGUUAUUUUGUAAUUAGCCGUUAAGAGGCGGAUUCGUCGUUAUUCACGAUCGGAAUCGAUGAAUCGUUAGAUUGAAUUUUAAAGUGCUUUACAAGUGAACUAACACAUAUCAGUAGGCAGUACGCUAUUAUUACAUUAAUAUAGAGUGGUAUUUGCGUAAGGAUAUAUUAGAGGUUAAUAUAAAAUAUGAAGAAGUAUAUAUAUAUACAUAUAUCUACAGAUAGAUAUAUAUAUAUGAAGAAAAAAAAUAUAUGUAUAAACAGCGCGACUUUUAAAGUACAGGGGCGAGAAGUACAUGUCAAUCAGAUAUUUUGUACCGUCUCUAGAAAAUUACUCUAGCAAAUCCGUUUUAUUUCUUUUUUAUAUACGUAUAUAUAUAUACACAUGUGUAUAGGCAUAUACAUAUAGCAUCGUGGAAGCAAAUCGUGCGCAAAGCACUGCGAAACGAAUCAUGCGAAAUGCGAGCGUGACCGGGACCCUAUAGCGUUCUUUUAUUCUGCAAGUGGCGAAAAAUUAUAGAGCGGAAAACUCGAGAGGAAAAUCGUACAUUCAACGAAAAUGUAAACGAAAAGAUUACUUUAUAAAAUUAUUAAUUAAUGGAGAGCCGAAGGAUUGAAGAUAUAUAUAUAUACAUAAAUAAGCCUGAAUCUCUGUUUUACACUUAUGAAUGUAAGAAUUUAUGAAUCAAUGAAUUGACGAUUUGCAUAAAAGAUGUCUGCGAAUCGUUUAGAUAUUUCGAAAAUUAAGAAAUAAACAACAAUUUGCAGCAUUAAACCAAUUUAAUCGACUGUACGAUAUUUCCUUCGAGAAGACACGCUCUCGCUCUAACACUAUCGAAUCAUUGGUUCGCAUGAUUAAUCCACUGUACACUUCGGCAAAUUACAACUCGAAUGGUUUGCAUACAGGAAAUAUCUUCUAAAAUUUGAUCUACAAUAAGAACUUCACGUUUGCGUGAAGCUUACUAAAAAAAAGGGGGGAGGGGGGGAGAAAGCGAGAUCGAAGAAUGCGAGAUCACCAAAGAUGGCAAUGUAUCGAUCCAAAGACUACCAAUAGACCUCACAAAGACUAUAUCACGCUGUGAAAAAAGAAAAACAUUAAUAUGCACCACCUGAUACUAGAUUGCACCAAUCUACUGUGAAUGAUAACGCGAAGAAAAAUCAAGGCAGGCGUGCGAAUUGCGUGGAAUUAUAAUUCGCCUUUGCUUUUUGAGUUUCUCUCGUAGAUCCUGAUUCCGUCCUCGUAGGAAGAUCCUGCGGCAGGAUCGAUCCUCGAGAUAAAGCCUCUGCACCAUCAUAAACUACACGAAAAGCAUAAAGACGUUUUGGUUUGGAGUUUUACUUUUGAUUAAUAUCGAAACGAAUGUCGCGUAAUUACUUUUUCCAAUCAAUAACGGAUAAAAAGAGAAAGAAAUUGCACAUUGACACUCCGGUAGUCAGAGAUCGCCCGUAAAAUGUUACAAUUGACGGUAUCGAAUUGUCAUGGGCUUUUUAUAAAAAAGAUGGUUUUAAAGAAAAUAAUAUAAUUUGCAAUUGAAUUACUUAUACAUUUUUUGCUUACAACUGAUUACCGCGUCUCGAAUUUGCCAGCGUCGAAAGAGCUACUGUCUUACCAUAUAUAUAUACAUAUAUAUAUAUAUAUAUAUAUAUAUAUAUAUAUAUGCAUGAGUAUACAUAUAGAGCAAGAUUAAUAGAGCUCCUUCGAGCCUGACGAGCCUGACCAUACUUCGAAAGUAAUGACCAUAGUAGUAUUGUUGAGACACCAAAAAAAAAAUGAAAGUGAAUGUGAAAGUGAGAGGGCACGAUGAAAAGAUGCAUAAACAAAAUACAUAUCAAUUUUCUAAAGUGCGCGAAAUGCGAAGCGGAUUUACCGCGGCGAUAUAUAUUGGGUAACGGAUAGAGCUUCGUACCGAUAUCAGUGAUAAGUGUCGUGGAAGGGAGUUUAUAUACAUUCCGGACGAAUGAUUUAGGAGAAGGAGGAGGGGAAGAAUAUAAGGAGAAGGCGAAGAGAAGUACGAUAGUCUAAAAACAGCUUUUCUAUUAUUUGAAUACAAUUUUGUUAAUUGACUUAAACGACCGCAAGAACUCGUUCUGGCGGCGGAUUAUAAUGCGUCACGAUGUUUUUCGGAGUUUUGUAAGAUUGCGAGUAGAUAGUUAAGUAACCGUAGACUGUUCUACAUAGUUGUUAAUCGUAGUAUCACACGCGCUUUCUGUGGUAUUUAGUUGAUUCUGUCAUUGAUGUUACAUCCGUCUGACGACGCGCGACGUAAGUAAAGACGAAACUAGACGAAUAUUUAUAUAGAUGUAUAUGUACCGUGGACUUCGAUACUUAGAAAACAACUGCGAUCAGACAUUUAUAUUUUUUUUAUUUGAAAGUACUCAAUAUGCGUUGCGAUUUUACUCAUUAUAAAUUAUUGUUUAUAGAAACCAUUAUUGUUAUCAUAAUAUUUUUACUAAUAAUAAAUUUACAUUUUGAAAAUAUCUAGUUAUCUAAUAAAUAGUGUGUGGCAAAAAAAAAUAUAAUGUCUGUUCGAAGCCAUCAAGAAUCGAAGUAAUCUGUGGUAUUUUAUCUGAAAGUAAUUGAAAUAAUUAAGCGACUCGGCGACGCACGUACGUGUGGAAUCGAGAGUGUAGUCAAUUUGUAUAUUGCAACUGUCGCAGUCUGAUGGCGAGUUUGAUUCGUUAUUUAGCAAAAAUAUAGGCGGCUUGCGAGUUCUUAUUGAAAAGCCGGUCGUGCUCAGGUAAUCCACAUAUAUUCUAUUUAUACGAUUAUAUCGCGCGUGUCGAGUAAUCAUUUGAUGUGGGUAUCCUUUGCUCGGGCACAUCGGUAUUACUUAUGCAAAAUAUCGACACUAUUUCUUGACGACGGACGCGUUGGAAUGUAGAAAAAAAAUAUUAACAAUUGGAAUUCUAAAAUUGAAAUAAAAUUUAAAUCUGGAGGUAAAUGCGAGUGUGAUAAAUAAACAUGCUUUUUAAAACUGCGUAAAGAGAAAACUGUGAGUUAAUUGAGAGAUUGAGAGAAAGCUAAAUAUUUAACGAAAAAUUUAACAUGAAUGAAGUCAAACAAGUAACAUAAUCUUAAUUAAUUUCUUAAUAGGGCAUUCAUUAAUUUUUUAUAUUAUGAUUGUUGUUUAAUUUAUUAUGAGAUUGUUAAAGGAGAAUCGAUAUUAUUAUUAUUAUUAUAUCGCUUUGUAAUUUUUGCCUUAAACCGACCGCUUUGGUAUAGAUUCAAAUAAUUUUUUCUGACUCGAAUUUUCCCCGUUGGGGAAUAAUCUCGCACGAUCGUUCGUUAGCCUCGCGUUAAUCAUUUAAAUUCAAAAAUCGCGCAGUAUUUUGAUGCAUUCCCUCGAGAUAAAUAUUCUUUGAGGUAUAUGUACCUGAGAUUAUUCGACUAUUAAUUUAUUAUUAUUUACGCGACUCAUGCAAGUAAUCCUAAAGGGUUAAAAAUGCUACUUUGCGCUUUUAAACGAAAGUAUUCUCGCGAAUCUCACGAUUAUCGUAUUUAUCGUCCAAGAGAGUCGAGAAUCGGCGACCAGUUGGCUCAUGCCAUUAUUGCCAAUUACAAAUCUUUUUUCUCUCGUGCAUCUCGUCACACACGAAUAAUAUCGAUCAUUGCAUGAGACCAGAAUCUGUAUAUACAUCGUUAUAAUAUGCAUCAGUAUGAAUUAAACUGGGCUUUAAAUCCUAUAAGCUAAUUAUUGAUUAAAGGAGAAGAUUAUUUAUUAUACGAAUUUUAACAUUUAACAUCGAUCCUCGGAAAGAGAAUUUACAUCAGCCAUUUUAUGUCACAGAAUGUAUUUUGAUGUACAUUUGCCGUAGGAAAAUUGCUAAAUUCGUUGAUGCAAUUAGCGAUACGCGUAUCUGACAUGCGCUAUGCACUUUCUAUACUAACACAGAUAUAAAAUUUAAAAGGCAAUGAUAGGAUGAUUGUCACAGUGAAUUAUAUUAUUACUUAACCCCCAUCGUUUAUACAUUAAUAACGCAUCCAAAUUUAUGGUAUAAACAUUUUUCAAGCACCUUUUUAAAGGUAAACUUAUUCGUAUUCUUUGCAAAUUUUAUAGCACAAAGUAAUAUUAUUUAUUUAGUUUAUUUUUUUACUUUUUAAGAGGAUUCAAUUUUUGCGAAUUUUUUUCACUAUGACAUAAUCCUGUUCAAUCAUCGACGGCAGCCUUUAUACCCGUCCAAGCCAUGAUCGCAAGAUCGAUUCACAACGACGACUACGUAUUGAGAUCACAAAUUUGGGGAGAGAGGGGAGUUGUGCACACGUGAGCGAGUAAGGAGGGCGCCUAGAAAAGAGAUUUUUCAAUGUUCGGAUAUCGAAGUAUGUACUUAUCUAGAGGAUCGUUCGAGAAGAGUCGGGACUUAUAGUUGCUUAAUUAAUUAUUUGCGUCUGUGUAUAUGUACGUAUGUAUGCAUGUGUGCAUGCGGCUGUGUGCCUGGGUGGAUACGUGUGGAUAAACCCGUUCACGAGAGGGAAAUAUUUGUAGAUGGUGAUAUGGACGGAUGUCUACACGACGAACUGUGGUAGUUUAUACCAAACGUUCACAAUUUCCGGUCGCGAAACCGGAUAAUCUUGACAAAAUGAUUAGAUGAGCGAAGUAUAUGUGGGAAGAGUCCUUCACUUUUACCGUGAUCUUGGAGGAAUAAUGUGAUAAGUAAUACCCAUUAAGCAUCGUAAGGCCAAAGUAAACGUGAAGAACUGUUCUUAUGGAUUCUUAUGGAAUCGAUGAAUUAAUUUAUCCAUCUGUCAACGAAAAUUAAUGCUAAUAUUCUUGAUGAUCCUAUAAAUUGAGAUGGAUGGAGCAGUUUAUACGAGGCAUGCGAGAAUUUUUAGGAUUAUAUAAGCUUAUUCUAGCGUGUUCAUAGUGUGUUCCGUGGAAAUCUCAUGCUGUUAUAGACCUCGCCGAUUCCGCUUUCUGAAUACGUGAGUUUGCCGAUUUACAUAUGUGUCCGUGGAUUAGUACGAAAUUGCGAAUAUCCGGAUCUUUGAAGAUACGAAUUUAUAAUAUUCCCGCUUUAUAGAUUCGUCGGGUAACUUUUCUCAUUUUAUAACGUUCAUUGAUUCGUGAAUGUUCGUAUGAAUUUUCUCGGGCGUAUGGAUUUAUGGAUCUGUAGAUUUAAACCUCUGUUUCAUAGAUCCGAGUUUACGCUCAGAUGGACACUACGCACACACUGUGUCGCGUCUGGUAUACGUCGGCCACGCGUGAUUGAAAUCUGCGUUUUCGCAGACGCUUAAGAAGCAUGUUGUGGAUGUGUAAGUUAGCGUCGUGUAACUAAUAAUUCUUUGACAGGGUUAAUGUAAAUUGGGAUAUCGAGCUGUAUCACAAUUCGCAUUCGAACAAAGUAACCAAAUUCAAACGAUACAUCUGAUGACGGCCGAUUUUGUGUUUCGACAUACAUUCCACGCAGCCGAGGGAAUAAAAUCCGUUGACCACUAAAUGCACGUUACGAAGAGUUUGAGGAGUUUAAUUUGUACAUGAUACUUUCAUGAUCAAUGUUUCGCGAAUAUGUCAAAGAUGAAUCCGCGUAGUCAAUACUGCGACAUGCGUAAUCUCAGUUAAAACAAAAAAAAAAGACAGAAUAUGACAAUCACACGUGUCACGAGAUCGAACAGUAACUCGAGAUACUAAGAUCGUUCGGCAUCGCUCAAUUUGCAAUGAGAAUUCCUGAGGGAAAACACGUAACUGCUUUUGAUACUUAUACACUGUACAGUGACGUACGAUAUUUUGAAAGUGAUAAAAAAAAAACACGCCCUUACAUUCUUAACAUAUCAGAAACAGCGAAAUCGAUCGAUCAUUCAUAAUAUAUGCUGGGCCCGUCUUUAUUCUAUUAAAAAAAAAAAAAAAAAAAAGAAAGAAACGUACUAGAGUACCUAUCUUGUUUUAUUACUAUUAUCUAUGUUAUUAUCUAUCUCAGGGUGUUUCAAAGAAUUGUAUCUGUGGGUGAAAGAUGAAGAAGAUAAUACAAAUCGAUCUAGUCCAAAAGAAUUGUGUUUUUCAACAGAGGGUACAAUACAUUAGUGUUUAUCGACGCGAAAAGAAGAUCUUUAAGUUCUGCAACUAACAACUCACAAUAUCUGCACCACACUUAACUUUCCUACAUCCACUUGCAAAUUAUAUGUUUAGUAAUAUUAGGUAGUUUAAAUUAGUUUUUCAUAGGAAAAUAGAUUUAUUUAAAUCAAACGCAAUAAAUGAAUGAUCUUUUCAUAAUACAAAGGACUGGGGGGGCUACGUUUCAAUAACGUCAGCUUAAAAGACGUCCUGCAAUUUUCUUUCAGGCAAGUUAGAUAAACAUGUCCGGCAUGGUAAAUGAUCGAGCGCGUUUCGCCAAGCUAAUCGCUUUAAUUAAGGGCACGCAUUGGACCACAUUCGUCGUUCGUAGACAACCGCGAGCGUUCUGUGGCGUUUAUUAAUCGAUAGAUACACCCGUGUCUUACAUUUGUAUCCGUCUGCAUGUAUGUAAGGACGUGUCUCUUUGUGUAGCUACGUUGUCCGUGUAUUUAUUUGCGUGUUGUUUCUAGAUUCAUAUCGCGCGCGUAUUGCAUGCGUGAACGCGCGGUUUCGGUUUGCGCCCGGUGUCUGGGUGGCAGAUAGGCGAGAAAUAUUGCGUAUGAGAGAGAAAGAGAGAUGUUGGAAGUAAUGCAUAACGUCGAUGGAGUGGAAGCGUUCGAGGAAAAUGGGAAUAUUUCCUAUCACAUGAAUCUCGUAUGCGUGUAUAUAUGUAAUAUGUACAUGUAAUAUGUACAUUUAAAUAUGUAAUAAUCUAUUGAUCUGCAUCGUAGAAAUUUAUUAAAGUUGGCUCCAAUGCAUCGUGGAGACUCUUUGCCUUAAUUGUUUCUAUUUAAAAGGUACGUUUUUUUUUAACCUUUCGAGGCUGUACAUCCUUGAAAAUAAAUAUUUUUAGAAUUCAGAUCUAAUAGAAUUAUUACAAAAAGUUGCUAAAUUUUUGGGAGAUAUUAGAAAGGAAAAAAUUUCUUUUUAGAAAUUCGUUUUACAUUCUUAAAUAUAUAUCUAAAUAUGUUGAUUGUAAUAUUUAUGAAUUUCACGAUGCAUAUACAAACGACUUUGAGGCAAAUCAUGAAAUUGAAUCGCGAUUCGAUUCAGGAAAACGAAAAUUGUGAGUUACGAUGAUGUAUAUAUAAAAAGAAAUUUCGCGAGUUGAUUUCUAUACAUGGAAGAAAUUUUAUUGCGCGGAGAUCAAUGGCACGCUUUCUUGACGAUCUUUUCGGCGUCAGAGCUCUAUAUUAGACUCUGCAUUAGCCGUUACUUGUUCUUUACACUUGGUUAUCGUACACUCGUUAGCCGCACAGAUGAAUGAUUGUCAGAAACGUGCCUACAUCUGCCGCGAAUCCUUGCAAUUCGGGAGCGUAAUCGAUUCAUAAUUAAUGUAAUAAUCGCUUCCGCUCUCGUAUCGGUGUCGGUUCAUGGGGAUUCUACGAUCACUUUGGAUUGCCCACUCGAACGCGGAACGGUGUGAUUUUUCUCUGUUAAAUAUGUACGACGAUCGUAGCAGUUUCCUCCAUGCAGUAAGCGAUCUAUGUAAGCAUCUGCAAUAUGUUUACAUAGAAACAAUUCAUUUCUAAAAAUUGUCGACGUUGUUCAUGGGAUAGCGAUUAUCGUUACAAGAGAGAGAGAGAUUAGUAAAGCGUUGCGAAAAUAUGGAUUUUUGACACACUCGAGCGAUCAGUCGACAGAUCGAGUGAAUUUAACACUUUGCGGAUGAAAGUGUGUGAAACGACGUCCUACACUUGGUCCUUUUUGGAAGAAUACUGUGCGACGAAUACAAAUGUUAUUUUUGCGACUGAGUACGAUCAUAUGUUCGCUUAGAUAUAAUCGUCACUUUCGAGAUUAUAAUUUUGUAUUUAAUAUCUGAUGUGUAUCACAUGCAUAUACAGCUGCAGAAACUAGUCCGUCCCCUGCGCACGCCACAGUACAGCACGGUCAGUCCGCAAAGUGUUGAAAACUCGAAUCUACGUAUUUGUAAUUGGUGGUAAUAAUAGUGAACUCCUAAAUGAUUUUAUAGAUCAUUGUCUUAUACUGAAAAUUUCACAAUUGAAAAAAAUCUUUAUUUUUUUUUUUUACGUGACCAGAGGGACAUGGGAUUGAUAGAAUAAUUUCAUUAUAAUGCAAUCUCUAUGAUGCAAAUUAAUUAAUGCAAAGAAAGGAAUUACUUUAGAGUUUAGACUAUUUUAUGUGAACAUUUUUUGAGAAUUAAUAUUUAUAAUGGUACGUACUCUUAUUGUUGAGAACAUAAUUAUGCAGCAUUAUAAGCUUUACUUAUCAAAACAUACACAUUUCUAAUGAUGCAGAGGUAGCAUUAUAUUUGAAAAAAUUGAGUAUUUUAAUGAUUUUAAUCCCUCAAAUAUAUGACAACUGUUUCAAUUACUUGUCAUAUAGUUUAUGAAUAGCGUAUCAAUCGUUUAGAGUUUUUUCUUUGUUAUUUAACAGUUUUUUUUAUGUUACAAUAUUUUCAAAGUUUGGGGUUCACUACGUAUCGCGAAUUACAAAUACUAUGCAUCAGAAUACAAGCCGACGGUUACGUAGAUAAUUAACAAUUCUGUGUCGACAUUGUUCUAUAAUAAUUGAGUAGCGCGGGAAACUUGCGUACACUGUAUAUUGGUAACAUUCAAUUUUUGUUCAUCGUGUACACACGAGAGUAAUCACACACGCUAACCAUCGAAAGUGACCCAGUACACAGGCAGCAAAAUCGAGUUUACGCAGGCGUGCGUCGCUUGACACGACGACGAUUACCCUAAAGAUUGUGCGUGCAUAAUAAUAACAGCAACAUUAAAUAAAGAUAGUAAUAAUAAUAACGGUAAUACUUUCGUAUUCGUUACAAAAAGGGGAGGAUACGAUACAUCUGACAUAUUUACGAAAUAAAGUUCGCGCGUAAAUUCGUAGAUAAUAACAACAAUACCGAUACUGAUAGUAAUAAUGGAUAAUGAUGAAUAGUAAUAAUAAUAAUGAUAAUGAUAAAAUUAGCUGCAGCUUUCUGUGUAAGGUUAUUGUGAUAUUUAAAGAAUAAUAACUUUACCGUAGCGACAUUGAACUAUGUUCAGAGAUAAGAAUAUGAUAUUUAGUGAGCGAAUAAUAACAUUAAUAAUGAUAGUAAUAAUAUGAUAGUAAUAAUACUAGUAAUUAAUCAGUAUGUCGACGGGGCUUGAGUGGAUACGCCUCUCCGAAAAUCGAUCUACGGCGAAGUACAAAAUCGGAGCCGUAGACAAUCGCAACUCUCUCGUUACUUCUUCUUCAUUUUUUUUUCUAUUUUCCUUAAUAUUAUAUAUACAUCUAUAUAAACGUUUCUCUUGUUUUAUCAUUAUCACGGACGAGGUUUGAAACGACAAUCUGAGGCCUCGUCAAAUACUGCCGGAUGCGUGAGGGAUAUUCCGAAGAUCGAUUGAAAUGUAAUAAAGAAUAUAUCGAAGGAUAAAAUAAACUAAUUAUCUGCCACCGUGAAUUAUCAGAGCGGUGGCGAUUGUUCGACAAUUCGGAACGUCCAUGACGUAAUCUGGAUUAAUCCGUCCAUAAAAUGUCUCACGCCGGAGACAUUUGCACAAACGCGUGCAUAUUAAUCAUUGGGACUACAAAAACAUAUCAUCAUAUAUGUAAUAAUACUAUAUAUAUAUUAUAUAUAUAUUAACAAGAAAAUAUUAAGCAAUAAGAAUUUAUUUAUAUGCCCGUAAAGAAAAAAAAAGAGAAACAAGGACGAAUGAAACAAGAAAGAAAACAAGUAACAUAUUAAACAUUGCAUAUCAAUUCGUGUGUCUGGGCAAGGAUUAGCUUAUAUAUAUAUAAAUAUAAAUAUAUAUAUAUCUAUAAUCUUUACUUCGUCGUUGUCAGGCGUUAAUGUUAAACUUAAUUAUCAUUAAUUAAUUAUUAGAUUGUGAAAGAAUUUCUUCAGGUUCUAAGCAAGAUUUGGAAAUAAUAAAACGAGCAAAAUACA
Messenger RNA from Solenopsis invicta (red fire ant), 15934 nucleotides. RefSeq names its product protein couch potato. The transcript is spliced from 9 exons. Bases 1588 to 2568 code for a protein of 326 amino acids. Gene Ontology annotation, molecular function: mRNA binding. Lineage: Eukaryota; Metazoa; Arthropoda; Insecta; Hymenoptera; Formicidae. The record is from RefSeq and is a predicted model, not a curated record.